CUCAACUUCUUCAAGAUGAAGGUUAUGCUUGUUGCCUGCGAGUCUUGUCGCUUGCGAAAAAGAAAAUGCGACAGAGCCUACCCCUCUUGCUCCUUGUGCCAAAAGGCUGAGCGAGUGUGUUCCUAUGCCCUUUACCGCGUCGCAGAAAGUAUCCCAAACCAGAGCUCAAAGGCGCUGGUGACUGAGAGUCACCACACGCGCAGUUCCAAAAAGCUCACACCUAGCUCCUGGGACGCUGUGGAGAGUCAAGUUUAUAUCUCGUGGGCUAUCCAGGCGCCAGCUGUCUCAGAUUCCUAUCCCAUCGCCUCUCGCUGGUAUAUGCCACGCCUAAUCAAGCACUUCGUCGAAUGUCACAAUGCCACACGCGUGCCAAUUAACGAUAGAUCUAGCUCUUAUAAAUUGCAGACUACCUGGAUGAGAGGUGCGAUGAGCGACCCUUGCUUGUUCCACGCAACUCUCUUUACCGGCUCCUCCAAUUUUGAUCUCCGCCGUGGAAUCCAGCAGAGUACAAUUACCCUGUAUCAUUACAAUGAACUGAUCAAAUCGGUCAAAAAGCGUCUAUCCGACCCGAAAACAGCGCUAGAUGACCGCACGAUAGCUGCAAUCACACCGCUGGCACUCUUCGCGGUUCUCACCGGAGAUCGAGCUUCCGCUGAGGUGCAUCGAGCUGGUCUAGCGAAGAUCGUCCAGCUAAGGGGUGGUUUGGACAAACUAGGCCUGGAAGGACUAACAGCAUCUCUCAUCUACGUGAACGAUGUUAUUUCAGAUAUAGUCUUUGACAUGGACUCAAGACCUCUACCGCACUGCCCGCCCAUGCCACCACCUGGCCUCGAGGAACGAGUUCUCAGCACACUUAUCAGCCGAUCUGCACCGGAGUUUCCCGGUCGCUCCAUUCAAGCAUUGUUCCAGUACAUCCAAGAGCUCAAACUUCAGCUUGUGGUCCAUCAAUCGACGGCUGGUUGGGGUUGCAACGCGGCACAAGGCAACGCGAUCUCGCUUCCUACCAACGAUGACCCCGUGUGCCACUGUUGCUCCUUGGCGUUCCGGAUUUUCCACGCUAUUAUAAGCGGCGGGGCGAAUACGAGCAAUUUUGCCGACUACCUAGACGCCUUAGCCAGCGAUCUCCGUGAUGUGCUAGCCCUAACCGACGACGAUGUAUGGAUGCGACAUUUCCCCGCGGUUCUUACAUGGGCUUGUAUAACUGGCGCCGCCGCUGCCAGUGAUCCGCAUCUGCGGGCAUGGUUCUACUUCCGGGCGGCAGGUGCGGUGGGGAUGCUCGAUGAUGCCGGCGACUUGUCUUUUCACGAAGAUAUGUCUUCACACUUCCACUGGCUUCGAUCGUUGCGACGGGAAGUCCUUCAGUCCGGUGCAAAAGUGUUGUAACUAGGUCC
This is a messenger RNA of Aspergillus brunneoviolaceus CBS 621.78, 1391 nucleotides long. RefSeq names its product Zn(II)2Cys6 transcription factor domain-containing protein. Gene Ontology annotation, molecular function: zinc ion binding; DNA-binding transcription factor activity, RNA polymerase II-specific. The transcript is spliced from 5 exons. The record is from RefSeq and is a predicted model, not a curated record. Gene Ontology annotation, biological process: regulation of DNA-templated transcription. The coding region runs from base 16 to 1383 and encodes 455 amino acids. NCBI's taxonomy places the organism in Eukaryota, Fungi, Ascomycota, Eurotiomycetes, Eurotiales, Aspergillaceae.